GUCUUGCUUUUCCAACAGGUGGCGCUGUUUCCCUACAUUAGCCAGAAUGGACUCGAAAAAUGCCAUGAAAACAUGGGAAUUAAGUAAUAAUUUAGAGAAUGUCAGCGGUGUUGACGAAAUUUACAGAUAUGACAAGAAGCAACAACAAGAUAUCUUGACAGCUAAACCAUGGGAAAAAGAUCCACAUUAUUUCAAACACAUCAAAGUCAGUGCUCUGGCACUGCUAAAAAUGGUGAUGCACUCCAGAUCAGGAGGAAAUCUGGAAGUAAUGGGACUUUUGUUGGGAAAAGUAGAUGGCAAUACAAUGAUUGUGAUGGAUAGCUUUGCGCUGCCAGUGGAAGGUACAGAAACCAGAGUGAAUGCACAAGCACAAGCCUACGAGUACAUGGCUGCAUACACAGAGUCAGCUAAGCAGGUUGGGAGGUUGGAGAAUGCAAUUGGAUGGUACCACAGUCACCCUGGCUAUGGAUGCUGGUUAUCUGGAAUAGAUGUCAGUACACAGAUGUUAAAUCAGCAGUUUCAGGAACCGUUUGUGGCCAUUGUGGUUGAUCCUGUAAGAACAAUAUCUGCUGGAAAAGUUAAUAUAGGAGCAUUCAGGACCUACCCAAAGGGUUUUAAGCCCCCAGAUGAGGGUCCCUCAGAAUAUCAGUCUAUACCUCUAAAUAAAAUUGAAGACUUUGGAGUGCACUGCAAACAUUACUACAGUUUAGACAUGUCCUACUUUAAGUCUGUGGCCGACAGAAAACUUCUGGAAUCUCUCUGGAAUAAAUACUGGGUCAACACACUUAGUUCUUCAAGUUUAUUAACAAAUGCGGACUAUACCACCGGUCAGAUCUUUGACCUGGCAGACAAACUUGAACAGUCGGAGGUACAGCUCUGUAGAGGGGGAUUCAUGCUAGGCAUGGACACCCACGAAAAGAAGUCUGAAGAUAAACUCGCCAAGGCCACCAAAGAUGGAUGUAAAACCACAAUGGAAGCUAUUCAUGGUUUGAUGUCACAAGUGAUCAAAGACAGACUUUUUAACCAGGUCCAUACAACAAAAUGACCUUAGUUCUGUUAAGCAAUGACGUUCUAUGUCUGUAGUGUUUAAUAUGUUGUUCAUGAAAUAUAAAGACAGUUAUGUAAUGAAAAAGUGUAUUGCCAAUAUGUCGCUAUUAAAAUAAUUGUUGAAGAACUAAA
Molecule: messenger RNA, 1179 nt
Organism: Magallana angulata
Lineage: Eukaryota; Metazoa; Mollusca; Bivalvia; Ostreida; Ostreidae
Product: COP9 signalosome complex subunit 5
Exons: 8
Coding region: 47-1045 (332 amino acids)
Biological process (GO): protein deneddylation
Cellular component (GO): COP9 signalosome; cytoplasm
Molecular function (GO): metallopeptidase activity; deNEDDylase activity; protein binding
Source: RefSeq, a predicted model, not a curated record